AUGGUAUGUGGAAAAUACUUCCAGGGACGUGGAACCAAUACACAUGCGUACACACAUUCACUAGAUACUGAUCAUCGUGUAUUUCUCAAUCUCCACACUCUCAAGUUCUACUGCCUUCCAGACAACUACGAAGUUGACGACCCUUCUCUCGAAGACAUAAAAUAUGUGCUGAAGCGACUUCACGAAAGAGCUGUUAUUAGUCAAGCCUUAGAUCGUCAACAUCGAAUGGCCAGAGCAUAUGAUGAUUUAACGUAUUUCCCUGGUGUUGUUGGUCUUAACAAUAUUAAAGCGAACGAUUACACAAAUGUAGUUUUGCAUGCAUUAUCACAUGUGACUCCUUUACGUGAUUACUUCCUUCGCGAAGAAAACUACGAGAAUAUCAAGAGACCUCCAGGUGACAAGCUGUCACUUCUGGCCAACAGGGGGAAACUCUGGAAUCCGAAGGCAUUCCGUACCCACGUUUCUCCUCAUGAAAUGCUUCAAGCCACUGUUUUAUGUUCCAAUAAGAAGUUUCAGUUCAUAAAGCAGGGUGACGCAGCUGAGUUCAUGAGCUUCUUGCUCAAUACUUUGCACAUUGCUCUAAAUGGCACUCAGAAGUCUUCAUCAUCAAUUAUAUACAGAAUCUUCCGCGGUCGUAUGCGGCAGUAUUCGCGACGAGUGAUACCAGCUGAAGCUACGGAAGAGCAACGGUUGCAGUUGUUGCAGUUACCUGAGUAUAAUGAAAGUGCGAAGGAACUACCUUUCCUCUACUUGGCGUUGGAUCUUCCACCAGCACCGCUUUACCGCGAUGAACAAAUGCAAAAUAUUAUUCCGCAAGUGCCAUUGUCAGUGCUCUUGCAAAAGUUCAAUGGAAUGACGGAAAAGGAGUACAAGACUUACAAUGAAAAUAUCAUGAAGAGAUUUGAACUACUUCGUCUCCCUGAAUAUCUUAUUAUCACCUAUAAAAGAUUCCACAAAAAUCAGUGGUUCGUAGAGAAGAAUCCAACCAUUGUGAACUUCCCUAUCAGUAAUGUCGAUCUUUAUGACUGUUUAUCUGAGGACACACGCUUUGAUCACAAGUACACAACAUAUGACCUAAUCGCCAAUAUUGUGCAUGAUGGAAAACCUGAUGCAGGAACAUAUCGCAUUCAGCUUGCUCACGUGGGAUCUCGGAAAUGGUUUGAACUUGAGGAUCUUCAUGUGAAGGAAAUCCUUCCACAAAUGAUUGUGCUAGCAGAGUCCUACAUUCAGAUAUGGAAAUUGAACCGGCUGAAGACUCGAGAAGAACGAAUGAGCGAAGGCAUCGACGAUGACGGUUCUACAUCUUAG
Messenger RNA from Cooperia oncophora, 1308 nucleotides. The record is from the annotation of a GenBank genome assembly. NCBI's taxonomy places the organism in Eukaryota, Metazoa, Nematoda, Chromadorea, Rhabditida, Trichostrongylidae.